AUGCCAGCUCCCCGGAAACAGAUGAUCAAGGCCCUGGUGCAGAAAUUUACCGACCCAAAAGACAGUUUAGCUACGUCCUGGCGCGCCGACUUCAUCGAAAACAAGGGGGAGGGUCAGAUAUUCCUACUUCAUGGUGGCCCCGGCGUUGGGAAGACAUAUACCGCAGAAUGUAUUGCCGAAUACACGAAUCGUCCACUGCUCUCCCUCACCUGUGGCGAUAUCGGCAUCAACGAAAUCAGAAUGGAGCAGCAGCUCUCAAAGUGGUUCAGACUUGCUGAAAAAUGGGGGGCUGUCAUGCUGAUUGACGAGGCCGACGUUUAUCUCGAGCGACGCGUUGUUAGUGAUCUUGAACGCAAUAGUCUUGUGUCGGUCUUCCUUCGUUGCAUCGAAUACUACAGGGGCAUCUUGUUCUUGACCACCAAUCGUGUAGGGCAUUUUGAUGAUGCCUUCAUUUCCAGAAUUCACGUUGUCAUCAAGUAUGAUCCUCUCAGCGAAGACAACCGCCGCCAAAUCUGGACACAGUUCUUCGACAAACUCACCGACGAGCGUCAGGAUUUCAUCAUCACUGGGCGUGCCAAACAGUACGUUUUGGAGGAUGAUAUCAUUAAAAAGCUCGAAUGGAAUGGCCGUGAAAUCCGGAAUGGUAAGUCCAGUUGA
Molecule: messenger RNA, 657 nt
Organism: Podospora anserina S mat+
Lineage: Eukaryota; Fungi; Ascomycota; Sordariomycetes; Sordariales; Podosporaceae
Exons: 3
Coding region: 1-657 (218 amino acids)
Molecular function (GO): ATP hydrolysis activity; ATP binding
Source: RefSeq, a predicted model, not a curated record